Molecule: messenger RNA, 2165 nt
Organism: Vigna umbellata (rice bean)
Lineage: Eukaryota; Viridiplantae; Streptophyta; Magnoliopsida; Fabales; Fabaceae
Product: receptor-like protein EIX2
Molecular function (GO): protein binding
Source: RefSeq, a predicted model, not a curated record
UAAACUCGAAUUUCUUAGUCUUUCUGCAAAUGAAUUUAACUCGGAGUUGCCUAAGUGGUUAUUCAAUCUUAGUUCCACUAUCUAUACUUUAGACCUUAGCUCAAGUUCUCUAAUAGGACAUCUACCCAAGGACUUGUUAAAUCUUCGAGAACUAGAUUUCCUGAACAUGGAAGACAAUAACUUUGAUGGACCCAUUCCAGAUUGGUUAGGUGAUUUCGAACGUUUAGAAACUCUUAUUCUUGGAGUAAACAACUUUUCAGGAUCUAUUCCCACAAAUUUGGGAAAUCUAUCAACCUUGAUUACCUUGAUUGUUGGCUCAAAUCCAUUGACAGGAGUUGUGUCUGAAAGAAAUUUUGCCAAAUUGUCAAAAUUAAAGGAACUGGGCAUAUACUCAUAUGUCGGAUUAAUCUUUGAUUUUGACUCAGAUUGGAUUCCACCAUUUCAACUUGAGGAAUUAGUACUCGGGUUUUCAAAUCCCAACCUUCCUGCGUGGUUUUAUACACAACAAUAUCUUGAAAGAUUAACUAUAUGGGAUUCAUCAUUUGAGGCUCCAGACAAAUUUUGGAAUUUGGUAUCAUCAGUGAUUGAACUCGAAUUAGAAGACAAUUUGAUAGACGGAGACAUGUCAAAUGUGUUGUUGAACUCUACAAUCAUUGAUAUAUCAUCAAAUCAUUUGAAAGGUUGCUUGCCUCAAUUAUCAGCAAACGUGGUUAUUGUCUCAUUAUCAAAUAAUUUAUUAUCAGGAGAAUUGUCUGCCCUCUUAUGUGGUCAUAAUGUGUCGAAUGGGAAAAAUAAUUUGAUGUACUUGGACAUAUCAUUGAAUAAUAUAUCUGGAGGGCUUACGAAUUGUUGGAAGAAUUGGAAAUCUUUGGUUGCUAUUCACUUGGGAAGCAAUAAUCUAUCAGGAAAGAUACCUUCAUCACUAGGCUUCUUAUCUAAUCUCGCCUCACUCCAUUUGCAUGAGAAUAAUCUACAUGGACAAGUUCCUCUCUCAUUACAAAAUUGUCGCUCUCUCUUGGUUUUCAAUGUUCGCAAUAACCAAUUAUCAGGAAACAUACCACUUUGGAUAUCUCAUGGUGUAUUGGCUCUUCAAUUAAGAUCCAAUCAUUUUACUGGUAAAAUCUCACCACAAAUAUGUCACAUGUCUUCCCUCAUUGUGUUGGAUAUUGCACAAAACACAAUCUCCGGUCAUAUACCCAGUUGUCUUGGUAAUAUCAAAACCCUACUUUUCAACAAUGUUUCACGUAACAAGCUUUCUUUUAAGUUUCCUACAUUAUAUCCUGGUCGUUUCUACAGAAACGAUGACAGUCUUGAAUUGGUUACUAAAGGUCAAGCAUUAGACUAUGAUAGAAACCUACACUUUAUGACCUUGAUUGAUAUGUCAAGUAACAAUUUGUCCGGAACAAUACCUCCACAAAUGUUUAGUCUCAUUGGAUUGGUUUCCUUGAAUUUAUCCAAUAACAAAUUAUCAGGAGAAAUACCAAAUGAGAUCGGAAACAUGAAAAACUUGGAGUCCCUCGAUUUUUCAACAAACAAACUUGGAGGAGAAAUUCCUCAGAGCUUAUCCAAAUUGUCCUUUUUGGGUUACUUGAACCUGUCAUUCAAUAAUUUGACAGGCAAAAUACCAUCAGGCACACAACUUCAGGGAUUCAGUACACUUAGUUACAUGGGCAAUCAUGAUCUUUGUGGAUCCCCACUUACCAAAAUCUGCUUUCAGGAUGAUAAACAUAAACACACAAAGCUUGUAGACGAAGACGAAAAUCAAUCUAAAUUUUUUGUAUGGUUUUACAUCGGAAUGGAAUCUGGAUUUGUGACAGGCUUUGUGGGAGUUUGUUGUGCUAUUUUCUUAAACAAAAAGUUCAGGCAUGUGCUUUUCAAGUUUCUUUAUGACUUGAGAUAUCGACUUCAUGCACGGUGGCCGUCAACAUGAAUUCCUUUCGUUAAGAUCGAACAAGUUGCAUGACAAUACUGGUAUUUUUCACUCAUAAGAAAGGGGAGGAGUGACCAAGGGGAAGAGAACAUGGUGGUGAAGUUCUUACAAGCAAUGUCAGCAGUGAUGAACUUAAUAUUUAAAUUUGGUUGUUAUUAAUAGUUGGUGUAUUUUGUUUUCUCUGAGCUACAGUGAUGGUUUUCAACUUAAGUGGAAGUAUAUGUUGUAUUUUAUA